AGGUGUACAGGGAGGCGAGCGGUAUAUAUCCCCAAUAUAAUCAGUCGUAUAGAACCAUUUUUUGCACUCUUGUGCACUUUUUAAUGCACUUUUUAGUUGUAAACUACAGAGUGUUCCAUUCUUUCAGCAGUCAGUUAUAGGCCUAACAUCAGCUAUUCAAGGGGCUCAAAGAUGACCACAUAAAAUAUUUAUAUUUUACUCAUUUAUUUAUUUAAAGUUAUAUUGUGCCUUGUUGGUAGCCUAUGCCUGCUGGAAUGAAAGAAAGAUGUUGUACUGUAUGUGAUUAAAUGCAUUAGAGAAUCAUGAAAACAUAAUACAAAUGAAUUCUCAGCAAAACAGAUCCGGCUCAAAGAGUCGACUCAUUCCCGAUCGACUCAUCACCUGUAAUGAAUCCUCCUUCCUAAAGUGAAAGUGUUUCUCCCUCAGACUCGACUACAUUUUGUGGAGCUCUUGGAGAAGUUAAAACAAAUCUUUAAGGCAGAAACGGUGUUAUUAAUGUCACACAACAAGAACUGUUGACUGAGGGAGUGUGAUCCAUUCCAGCAGAAGAGAUAAGACUCUUCAGGACUCAACUGUGUGUUUGUGCAAACUUUACUAAUAUUCAAAGAUGGAGACUCCUGAUCUGGACACAGAUAAUGUUUUCCCACACUCAAAAACCAGUAAACUUCAGGGAAAGAGAUCAGAAUCACCAGCACCCAGCUGUAUCUCCAUGAAGAGUGAUUGGUCUAUGGGCAUGCCUCUGGAGUUUACGGAUGGAGACUCCUCACUUCUACACAGUGUUCUACAGAGAGCAGGAGACAGAAUAGAAAAGAUCACCAUCACAGAUACAGGGCACGACCCAGAAUCUGCUGCUGUGAAUGAAUUCCAGAAAAAGUUGAAAUUAAAUCUGAUGAAGAAGUUUGAGUGUUUGAAUGGAGUGAUAAUAAACCUGGGAAACCAAACACUCCUGAAUGAGAUCUACACAGAGCUCUACAUCACAGAGGGAGACAGUGGAGAAGUCAAUAAAGAACAUGAGGUGAGACAGAUCGAGACAGCAUCCAGGAGAACAACAACAGAGGACACACCAAUCAAAUGCAACGACAUCUUUAAGCCCUUAUCUGAACAAGACAAACCCAUCAGAACUGUGUUGACAAAGCCCUUAUCCAAAAAAGACAAACCCAUCAGAACUGUGCUGACAAAGCCCUUAUCUAAAACAGAUGAACCCAUCAGAACUGUGCUGACAAAGGGAGUCGCUGGCAUCGGAAAAACAGUCUCUGUGCAGAAGUUCAUUCUGGACUGGGCUGAAGGGAAAGCAAAUCAGGACAUCCACCUCAUAUUUCCACUUCCUUUCAGAGAGCUGAAUCUGAUGAAGGACCAGAAACUGAGUCUGAUGGAGCUCCUUCAUGUCUGUUUUAAUGAAACAAAAGAAACAGAAAUGUCCAGUUUGGAAAAGGUUCUGUUCAUUUUUGACGGAUUGGACGAGUGUCGUUUUCCUCUAGAUUUCCAGAACACAGUGAGAGUGUGUGAUGUAACUGAAUCAGCAUCGGUGCAUGUGCUGCUGAUAAACCUGAUCAAAGGGAAUCUGCUUCCCUCUGCUCUCAUCUGGAUCACCUCUCGACCAGCAGCAGCUGAUCAAAUCCCCUCUGAGUGUGUCCAUCGAGUCACAGAGGUACGAGGGUUCAAUGACCCACAGAAGGAGGAGUACUUCAGGAAGAGGAUCAGUGAUCAGAGCCUGGCCAAUAACAUCAUCACACACCUGAAGUCAUUAAGAAGCCUCUACAUCAUGUGCCACAUCCCAGUCUUCUGCUGGAUUUCAGCCACUGUUCUAGAGAGAAUGUUGGGUGAAGCAGAGAAUAGAGAGAUCCCCAAGACUCUGACUCAAAUGUACACACACUUCCUCAUCAUUCAGACAAACAUCAUUGGAGAAAAGUACUCAAAGAAGCAGGAGAGUGAUGAAGAAAUGUUUCUUAAACUGGGACAACUGGCUUUUCAGCAGCUGAAGAAAGGGAACCUGAUCUUCUAUGAGGAAGACCUGAGAGAGUGUGGCAUUGAUGUGAGAGAAGCAGCAGUGUACUCAGGUGUGUGUACGCAGAUCUUCAGAGAGGAGUUUGGGCUUCACCAGAGUAAAGUGUACUGCUUUGUUCAUCUGAGCAUUCAGGAGCACCUUGCAGCUUUGUAUGUGCACCUGACAUUCAUGAUGAAAAAGAGAAAUGUUCUUUUACAGCAUCAGUUCUCUAAAUGGUGGAUGGAAAAAAUGACAAUCUCAGAGGUACACGAGUGCUGUAGAUCAGGCUUUAGAAAGUCAGACUGGACAUCUGGAUCUUUUCCUUCGCUUUCUUCUGGGUCUCUCACUGAAGUCCAAUCAGAAACUCUUACAUGCCUUAGUAACACAGACAGGAAGUAG
This is a messenger RNA of Ictalurus furcatus (blue catfish), 2383 nucleotides long. RefSeq names its product NLR family CARD domain-containing protein 3-like. The record is from RefSeq and is a predicted model, not a curated record. Bases 608 to 2383 code for a protein of 591 amino acids. NCBI's taxonomy places the organism in Eukaryota, Metazoa, Chordata, Actinopteri, Siluriformes, Ictaluridae. The transcript has 5 exons.